CGCGUGGGGUCCGGCCGUUACGGCCGUUAAAACCGUUAGGGCCGUUGGGGACUGGCAAAAGCGCCUCCGAGCCGGGAGGGGAGACGGCCCGGAGGGAGGCCGGGCCCGGUGGAGGGGCCGGGGGUGUCUGCUGCCCCCCAUGUCUGUCCCGCGUGUUUUUAGCCAGGGUGGUUUUGUGCCUUCGCAGUUUAGGAGGAGGUAGAGGAUGAGUUUCCGUGGGAGAGGAGGUGGAGGAGGAAGAGGUGGUGGAGGAGGAGGAAGAGGAGGCGGCUUUAAUCGUGGAGGAGGCGGUGGCGACAGAGGUGGCUUUAAUCGUGGUGGACGAGGAGGCUUCGGACGGGGAGGCGGCCGAGGAGGCUUCAACAGAGGUGGAUACGACCAGGGGCCUCCAGAAACGGUAGUUUUAUUAGGAGAGUUCAUGCAUCCGUGUGAAGAUGAACUCAUUUGUAAGUGUAAAACAGAAGAAAACAGGGUGCCUUAUUUCAACGCACCCGUGUACCUGGAUAAUAAGGAACAGAUUGGCAAAGUGGAUGAAAUCUUUGGACAGCUACAAGAUUUUUAUUUUUCAGUGAAAUUGUCUGAGAACAUGAAAGCUUCUUCAUUUAAAAAAAUGCAAAAGUUUUACAUUGAUCCAGCAAAGCUGCUCCCGCUUCAGAGGUUUUUGCCAAGGCCUCCUGGAGAAAAAGGUGCUCCCCGAGGAGGUGGUAGAGGAGGACGUGGUGGUGGACGUGGAGGAGGAAGAGGUGGCGGCAGAGGAGGAAGAGGUGGAGGAAGAGGAGGAGGAUUCAGAGGAGGUGGAGGAAGAGGAGGAGGAUUCAGAGGAGGAAGAGGUGGUGGAGGAGGCUUUCGGGGGAGAGGAUAUUAAGAACGGAACAACGAUUAUCUUCCUGCUGUCUUACCGUAUCAUCUACAGAGGUGAAGAGCAAGAAAAAAAAUCCUAAAGGAUCCUGAAAAUUUCUUUUUAUAAAGAACUUGAAGCUAUGAAAUGACCAUUAUUGUUAAGUUAAUGACUAUUUUUCAACACGGGAAGAACUGAAGCUUGCUUCGAAUAUGCUUCAACAUUUUAAACUAAGCCAAGAUUCAAUGUUAUUCUUAAACUUUGCUUCUGACAAAUGACUUAGCCAAUGCUUGACUUCGUGUUGGAGUCUGGAGUAAACGAUCAUUUGAAAUGUGUUUUAGAAAAAGAAACAGCAGGUUCACUACAUGCACAUUCGUCAGUAUGAACCUGUUACCAUGUGUGACUGAUCCCUUGUUCUCAUCCCCUUUUUACGUGGAGUCUUGGUUGCUCUAAAAUGGACAUGCCUUUUAAAUAACCAUAGUGAACUAUUUUUUACCAGCUUAAAAACUUUGUUUACAGAUUUUUUUAAUGCGUAAUAACAUAUAUGAGAGAAGGAAGAUGGCAAAGAGUAUUUUAUGGGUUUUUAUGUAUGGAUCUCAAUGAAAGCCAAAGGCAUUAAGACCUGUUCUUCUCAGAAGAUACUGUCUAAUGAACAAAACAAGGUUAAUUCUAUUCUUAAGUCACCUAAUUGUAUCAAAUUACACCAAUACUAAACUUGCUAAGGGUUUUUAACUGUCCUCACCUUCUUAGCCUGUUUCUCUUGAGGUUUUGAUGUUCUGGUGCUCUGAGCUCGCAGAGGGCUGAUAUUAAAUAGGCCAUUGCAGGGCUCCUCUCCAUGCAGUGCUUUCAGUUAAGCAGAGCUUUAAAAAGUCUUGAAAAAGGCAGCACGAGCCUUCAGUACAGAUUCGGUCUUUUUAAUCAGACGCAUUGUGGGGGGUAUUGAAAAGCUAGUAACUGUCUCUUCUUAGAGCAUGGAGAAGCACCCUGUGUUUCUCCAUCCUUAACUUUGGAAAUGGAAUAUGAAUAAGGAAGUAGAAUCUUCCUCCCUGGAUUUCAUCUGGGGUGGGGAGUGUUGGCAGACCCUUAUACCAAGCGUUUUUGAAAAGACAUAUAAUAAGACAUACAAUAAUCUACGUGAAAAGUAUGUUGAGCAUGUGGAAAGGAGUACAUUUUGAAAUUGAUCAUACCGUUAUACUUCCUAAUAAUGAAUACAGUUGCAGGAAAAUGAGUUCUAGUAGCCUUCUGCUUAACAGAAACAAAGCAAUUUGUCAGUGCCAGAACUGGACAGUUACUGGUCAUUUCAACAAACAUGACUCCUAGUUUUGAAUCAUCUCUGAAACAAAACUUGAAACAAGCUAGGAGACUGAAUCAAGCUAGGGAACUGAAUCUUCAAGGAUUCAGUUAUGCAGUCUGAACGCGUGCUAUGUAGGAUAACAGAUAAAAAUGCUUUUCGGUAAAAGCAAGAAUAUAUUGAAACUUCUGCUAGGUCUGCUUUCAUAAGAAGAAUUGAAGUCUACUAUUCAACCACAGCACAAUUGGGAAGUAAUAGCAACAAAAUAGUCGGUAUCCCUUACUACAGACUUAAAUUUAAUUGGGUCAAUUAAAUACAGACUUCUAAAGGCAUUUAGACUUCCGUUACUAUGCGUUGCCAGGCCUAAUCAACUUAGGGCUCUGACUUGAGGCAUGGUAGAAUUAGAAUUGCCCUUUAUCCAGACAAAAUCUUGUAGCAAUUUUAAGCUCUCUCUGGGAUACGACAUUGCAAAUAAACAAUACUGAUCUGCAUUGCAGCUGGAAUUGUCAUAACUGUCACAGCUGUGAUUGCAUCCUCUGCUGUGCUCUGUUCCUUCACUGAAGCUUCAGUGCCUAGUUGUGGGUAGCUGCCAUAGCUCUUUCCUUAUUUUUCUGGAUUUGGAAGACUGGGGUAAUGCAGUCCUCUCUCUUGUACCCAAAUCUGCGCUUUGUAGUGCUGUUCUCACUGCCUGCUCUCAGCCGACUGCUGCUGUCACCUUUCAGUUGCAUUGAUGUGGCAGCUGGUGAAGUGCCGGUACUGCAGCAUAGGGCACGAAGCAUAUGCUUUGAAUCUCACAGCAGGUGGAGCAGUGGGUCGUGCUCAAGUCUGAAGCCGUGUUGCAAGGCAAAAGAAGACUUUCAUGUCAGAGGGUAAAGAACAAUGUUAGCCAUUGUAGUUCUAGAGGAAAGAUCUGGCUCUGAUUACAGGGAAGUGGAUUACCUGCCUUACACCUGUAGGCAAAGUUGGAUGGGAUAAACACACAUAUCCAGAGAGAAUUCAUAAUCUUAAAUCUUUGAGGAGGUUUUAGGGCAUUCAAAUGCUGACAGAAUCAUAUUCUUAGCAAUCGGGCGUGAAAUGAGCUGCAGUAUGAGGAGGCAGUGUCUGGAUUCAUACGUUGACUUCUGCUGUGUGGUGGUACCUGUCUUUUUUACAAGGUGCUGGGUAAGAAUGUAUUUAGUUGUGGUAGGGCCCAUCCAAUCCCAAGUCUGCCUUGCCACCUCUGUGCUAUGGCACCUGAUCCCACCUAACCUGAGCACUUGCUAAUUGUAAUAGAAAAAAAAGAAAUAUUACUGUCUUAGAAAAUGUCACUUCUUGUCUGCAAUGUGAUGCUGAAAUGAAAUAAAAUACAGGGUCCAUGAUUUUAUAUGCCA
Messenger RNA from Cygnus olor (mute swan), 3499 nucleotides. It is a transcript of the gene GAR1, whose product is annotated as GAR1 ribonucleoprotein. Lineage: Eukaryota; Metazoa; Chordata; Aves; Anseriformes; Anatidae. Gene Ontology annotation, biological process: ribosome biogenesis; snoRNA guided rRNA pseudouridine synthesis. The coding region runs from base 206 to 865 and encodes 219 amino acids. Gene Ontology annotation, cellular component: box H/ACA snoRNP complex. The record is from RefSeq and is a predicted model, not a curated record. Gene Ontology annotation, molecular function: box H/ACA snoRNA binding. The transcript is spliced from 7 exons.